Struthio camelus australis is the source of this 2508-nucleotide messenger RNA. NCBI's taxonomy places the organism in Eukaryota, Metazoa, Chordata, Aves, Struthioniformes, Struthionidae. The record is from RefSeq and is a predicted model, not a curated record.
UCCAGAAAUAUCACUGCAGAAGUAGUAGCUGUUUCACUCUGCUCUUACAGCCCUUCCCGCAAAGAGGCACGCUGCUGUCGCUCUGUGAUUUAAACAAGCAGAAGCCAUGUCUUUGAUAGCCUCCGCUUGGCUCAUCAUCCUGUGCAAUGUCUGGUGCUUGAUCCGUGGGGCUUCUGUGGCUGUUCCAGAUAUUGCUGUGAGAUGUGCUGAAGAAGUGCUGCUGCCCUGUAAAGUUCAUCAGGACUCUGCAGUCACCUACCAGACAGUGUCUUGGUAUAAAAUGGCCGGACACGGUGAAGGAAAAGCAUGGAAAGUCCUGGAUGUGGACUCUCACUAUCUAGAAGAACUUGGUGGGUCCCUGGAGCUCUCCAACGACACUCUCUUUUCCCUGAGGAUCAAAAAUGCUACCAGCCACAACAGUGGGAUAUAUAAGUGCACUUUGUGGGAACCAAGCGGAGAACGCAAUCUAAGUGGCACAGUCACACUGAAAGUAUCAGGUACAGUAGAGACUCUCAGCUCUUCUGUGCUCUGCAUGGCAUUUUGGGAAGAAAACAAUUUUGAAAAUGUUUUACAAACACCAGAACAGUGUAACACCUUCCUCUGUGUUUUAGGUUGCCCUGGAAUACCAGAAGAUGAAAAAUGGAAAAAAUACAAAGCAGAACUUUUCAUGCUGACUUGCCUUGGGAUUUUUUACUUACUGCUCAUCUUUUUUACCUGUACAUGUCUAAGAAAAGAUAGUAUGUCUCCCAACUAUCAUAAAACCAGAAAAGAUAUGAAACACAUGCUUGUCCUCAUCAGUGCACAUGAAAUGACAACUUUCCAGGAUUUAAGCAGUGACAGCAUGCACGAAAAUCAACUUCCUUCAAGUUCUGUCUAAGUUGAGGUUGUUGACGGCACUAUGGGCUCAUCAGUAAACAUGACACAAGAUGGAUAGCUGAGUGGUAUGGAGAGGAAAUAAACGCUAAUAUAUUGCCUCUUCAGGACAGUCUGAUAGUAUGGGCAAUCUGUCAGCGGUCUGCUUGCACUGGACAAGUCUUCAAAAAGGAUUGUUAAGCACUACAGUAACUGUCGGGUGUGCGGUGGCUAACAUGCACCAUUGCAGCUAUACUUCUGUGUUACAGUGCUAUUAUGAAGCUGAAAUAAACUUCAUUUCACUCUUCUUGUUCUGAACAAGACUGACUACUCCUGUGAUAUGAAGACGAGGCUAUAGGGAGGCCAUGGCAGCAUAAAGCCGGUGGAUUAAGCUCUUUGCUGAACUAACAGCUCUCAUCUUUCCAAAAAAAGAAAAAAAAAUCAAGCACAACAGUUGCUGCAGUCAGAAAUUUUUAGCAAGCUAAGCAUGCAGGGCUCUCCCUGCUCUGCUCUCUGAGCUCUCAUUCCAGAUCGAGUGCCUUUACUGCAAAUGAGACGUAACUCGUAACACAAUGUUAGCUUAUCACGAAGAAGUAACUGCAUAUAGUUGUCCUGGAUGAAUCAAAUCAACUUUUUUAAAUCUCAGAGUGACAGGCUGAAAUGUAAGGAAGGAGAAAAUAUUCUGGAAAUCCUUCUGGCCCGAAUGGAACUUUUCAUCCCUUUGGGAGAGGUAACGAUGGAUUUAUACAAUGAUCCAUCAGCUAUUUCCAAAGGCAUCUCUAGCCGGGUCCUUCCAAAGGGAACUGCAACAAGACUGUUAACUUUAAACCAACAACAACAACAAAAAAGGCUGAAUCAGCACGUGAUAUUAAGGAUAUGCAAAGACAAAUUAUUUUGUGUUUUAUAAACCAUAAAACGAAAUGUAUGCAAUGCCUAUGUCAGUGGAGUUACACUAGUGAUGACCAAGGUCAUGGCUCGGAAGAAGUCAGCCAUCUGUAUCUUUGGAAUAUAUUGAGUCAGCAGUGAGAUACAGCAACAGAAUAUGGGGCAAAUGCACAUCUGCUCUUGGUGUUGACAGUGCACAGUAUAUGUGAAAUGAGGAUAUGAGAAAAAGCCAAGCUCAGGCACAUAGUACUACAGACAGGAGACUCGUGCUCUUGGACCAACGACAGCAAGAGUCUGGAGGCUAAGAAUCAAGGCACCUCCCUUGUCAGGGUGCCAGUGCAGAAGCUGAAGCAAGAGAAGUCUAGAGUAAUUGUAGAUGUUUAUGCUGAGGAUGGAGCCGCAGCGUGAGAGUAUGCAAUCACCUAAGAGCACAGCCAAUGACCUCUACAAAAAAAGUGAAAUGAAAUCCUUCAAACGCUAAACUGAGCUAUUUGGUUUUCAUUGCAAUCUGGAACUCUAGGCUAUGUGAAGGAGGCUCUGUCUGAAAUCUUUUGACUAAUUUUGAAGCAUUGACAGGAGAAAAGCACCAUGAGUCACUCAGCAGCACCCCUGUGAGCGGAGUGGAUGUUUACACUGAUAGACUUCCAAGGGGCUCCUGUCCAGAAGAAUGGUUACAUGAGAUAUGUAAUUUAUUCAGGGCACGGUAAAUUAAUGCCACAUUUGCUUUUUUAAUAAUCAAUUUUACAUAUAAUGCAUGUAACAUACUUGAAA